Vollenhovia emeryi is the source of this 2790-nucleotide messenger RNA. RefSeq names its product zinc finger protein 888-like. The transcript is spliced from 12 exons. The record is from RefSeq and is a predicted model, not a curated record. Gene Ontology annotation, molecular function: zinc ion binding; DNA-binding transcription factor activity, RNA polymerase II-specific; RNA polymerase II transcription regulatory region sequence-specific DNA binding. NCBI's taxonomy places the organism in Eukaryota, Metazoa, Arthropoda, Insecta, Hymenoptera, Formicidae. Gene Ontology annotation, biological process: regulation of transcription by RNA polymerase II. Bases 275 to 2476 code for a protein of 733 amino acids. Gene Ontology annotation, cellular component: nucleus.
GCGACGCGUCAAGGACGGGGCGUCGCGACGCCCGGCGCCCCGGCGUCGUCGACCGACGCGCGUACGACUCGCGUUGGCCCUUUGGUAACCGCUGGGAUACGCGAGUAUCCGGCUCGCAAGAUUCAAGGGGACCCCGCGAUCCAGCGCGCGUCCGCUGAGAGGACGAUGCGUCGACGGAAACCGAAGACCGAGAGAACGUUAGAGCCGCGAGAGGGUCGAGCGACUUGUGUGUCGACAGCGCCGUCGAAUGUCGAGUCUCGGGCGGUAAAAGACGAUGGCCGACUCCGAUAAAGACUUCAUACAGUGCUUAGUAUGCGACAGUAAAAUCGGGGUAUCCACUAGAAACAGCAUACGCAUCUUCGAUGAUUCCAGCUACACGGUAACUGAUAAGGCGCUAGUGGAUGUUAUAUCAGCCGUUCUAGAAAUCGACAUCAGCGAGGAUUCCGUGCAUUCUCUCGUCAUUUGCAAGAAAUGUUUCAAGCUGUUCAACGAGGUUGACGAGCUUGAGAGUAAAUUGAGCGAGAUCAAAAUGGAGUUGUGCAACAAUUAUAAAAAGACGGUGGAAGUUAAAAAAUUAUGCGACAUCUUUCAAAAUGAGGAGGACGACUGUAAUCAUGAGGAGGACUAUAACGAUCAUGACUAUACAGACAAUACGGAAGGCCAGAACAUCUUAAUCGAAGAGGUGGAAGAGACUAAAGAAGAUUACUCGCUAGAGGACGAUACAGAGAUGCAAGAAGAGGAAGCACAAGAAUUGCUUGUAGAAUCGGAAGAUCCCGCGGUUGAAGAAACAGACAAGACAAAUAUCCUCGACGACAAGAAGAAGUCGAAGAAGAUCAAAGUUGAAGCAAAUCUGCAGGAAACUAUUGUACUGCGAAAUGAUUCUUCGUACACGUGUUUCUUGUGCGAGGAUGAGAAGGUCACAACGGAUGCUAAGACCAUUGUAGCGCACAUGAAGGAUAUCCACGACGUUCGUCUGUACAUUUGCGACGUGUGCGGGCAGGAUUUCAGAAAGAGGAACGAACUCUCCAUGCACCUCGACGAUCACGUCGCGAAGGAGGAGGGGGAUUUUCAGUGCGAGAUAUGCAACAGAAUUUUUAGUAAUCUGCGACUGUUCCGAAUUCACAAGAGGAUACAUUAUCCCCAGGUGAAGUCGUGGCCCUGCAGCACGUGUGGGAAGAGAUACAAUUCAAAAAAUUUAUUAGAUGAACACACGAACACGCACAUGGGUGUUCGUCCAUACGUGUGCAACGUCUGUAACAAAGACUUUGCAUCGAAAUAUACGUAUAAGGCGCACAUAAAAACACACGAAGUACGACCUCGUCCCUUUGAGUGCACCCGGUGCAACAAAACGUUUUUGAGCCAGCAAAAUUUGACCCAGCAUGAACGAACGCACAAUGGCGUAAGGGAAUAUAUAUGCCAUCAGUGCGGAAAGGCUUUUACCUCGUCUCACAAUUUGGAGGUACACAAUAUAGUACAUACCGGAUACAAACCCUAUAAGUGCAACAUGUGCGGUAAAGCGUUUGCACGCAAAGCGGAGAUACGUGAUCACGAGAGAACUCACACGGGUGAGAAGCCUUAUCAGUGCGAGUAUUGUGGAGCGACAUUUAGUCAGCGGUCGAAUUUACAAUCCCACAAGCGGGCGACGCAUUACAACGAUAAACGUUACAAGUGUGACAAUUGUGGAAAGGGUUUCAAAAGAAGAAGAUUACUGGAUUAUCAUAUAAAAGCGGCGCAUACCGGCGAAAGACCGUACAAAUGUGACGUAUGUUCGGCCACGUUUGUCUAUCCCGAACAUUUUAAGAAGCACAGACGUAUACAUACAGGCGAGAAACCGUAUAAUUGCGAGGUCUGCGGCAAAGCAUUUAAUAGCAGGGACAACAGAAACGCUCAUAGAUUCAUACAUAGCGAUAAAAAGCCAUACGAAUGCCUGGUCUGUGGCAUGGGCUUCAUGAGAAAGCCAUUACUUUAUGGACACAUGCAAGCUCAGGGUCACUUGAAUGAUACCAUAGUGGUGAACCAACCGCGAUUAACAACGGAAGAUAAUCAAGUAAUAACUAUUUCCAAUAGUUCUGCCGAACUAUUGAUGGAGGAAGUGAACGAACAGUUGGAUGAAACUGGAUUAUAUGUGACCGAACUGAAAGAUCAUGUGAUUAUACAACAAGAAGGGGAAGAUCAGAUAUAUAAUGAAGAGGAUGUUGUAUUAAAUAUACCGGCAGAAGAAACCGUGAGCGGCGAUGUAGACCCUCUUGUCGAAGAUCAGAUUGACUUUGUGGAGAGUGACACUACAGACAAUAAAUGUGAUGUUAAUCAAGUGGAAACGGUAUACGCUUAUAACGAGAGUGAGGAGGGUGAGGCAAUAGUUGUACCAGCUGCUUCACAAGGAGAAGACAAGAAUGUGCGAUUAGUGCAGAUUAGAUUUCCAGCUGGCGUUGACGGAGAGGGCAGAAGCUGGUUGAGCUUAGUACAAAAUACUUGAAUUUUUCUAUAAUCCAAUAUGCUGUAUAAUUUACUAGGCUUGAGAGUAUAAACUGACUGGAAUAAAUGGAAUAAGAUGAUGUAUAACUUAUACAACAUUUGUAAUAGAACAGUUUGGGAUAUUAGGAUAUUAGGACAUUAGUAAUAUAGGCUUCAUUUCAAUUGUUGAAUUAUUGCUUUAACGUUCUUAUGAUACAUUUCUAUAUAAAAAAUUCAUCAAUUCAAGUGAAGUGACGAUUACUUUUAGUUGGAAUUCAGCCAAGAUAAAUUUAAUCCAAAAGUUAAAUGUCAAUAAAUUUAUUAUAAUCUACUAAA